This is a messenger RNA of Electrophorus electricus (electric eel), 894 nucleotides long. The record is from RefSeq and is a predicted model, not a curated record. Lineage: Eukaryota; Metazoa; Chordata; Actinopteri; Gymnotiformes; Gymnotidae.
AUGAAGGAUCGCUUUGAUGAGCUACGACAGUGCAUGAAAGACAGCCAAGGACAGCGUGGAGAUGACAACCCUGUCACCCACCACCACGAGGACGAAGAUAACGUGUCCCCUCUCGGCCCGCAGGCCGUGGUCUUCGAAGCUGAGCCCGUGCUGAAGCAUUUCCUGGAGGAGGCCAGACGCGUCGGUGAUGGCAUCAACGAGCUGGAGGCGGAGGUGAGGAAGAUCAGCCAGCAGCAGAAGAACUUGGUGGCCACCAUGCUGCGCCUCAGCGUGAUGCGCAAGGAGAGCAGUGUCGUGCAGAGCAUCAAGCUUCAGGCAGAGAGCCUGCACAAGCAGCUGAAUGGCCUCUCCAGCAGGGCCGACCACGCCGAGGCUGAGCUGGGUGCGUCGGUCACCACCGUGCGGAUCCAGAGGACCCAGCAUGCAGCACUCUUCCACCGCUUCCAGAGCGUCAUGCGGCGCUACAACGAUGCGCUCAUGAGCAAGCAGGACAAGUGCAAGCGAUUCAUAGUUAGACAGCUGGAGGUGGCUGGGCAGGAGGUGUCCGAGGUGGAGGUGGAGAACAUGAUGGAACAGGGCAAAUGGGAUGUCUUCACCGAGAACAUUCUGCUGGAUGUGAAAAUCACACGCACUCAACUAUCAGAGAUCGAACAGCGCCACAAAGAGCUCGUUACUCUGGAGAGCAACAUGAAGGAGCUGAGUGACCUUUUCCUCGCUGUAUUCAUGCUUGUGGAGGAACAAGGCGUUCAGAUCGACAACAUCCAGGCCAACGUGGAAAAGACACAGGACUAUGUGGUGGUUACUAACGAGAAGUUCAAAAUAGCGUCCAGAUAUAAGAGAAGGAACCCUUUGAGAAGGCUCUGCUGCUGCUGCUGUCCUUGUAUAAGCAGCUAA